Capsaspora owczarzaki ATCC 30864 is the source of this 2299-nucleotide messenger RNA. RefSeq names its product NADPH-cytochrome P450 reductase. The record is from RefSeq and is a predicted model, not a curated record. Bases 34 to 2163 code for a protein of 709 amino acids. Gene Ontology annotation, molecular function: FMN binding; flavin adenine dinucleotide binding; NADPH-hemoprotein reductase activity. The transcript is spliced from 9 exons. Gene Ontology annotation, cellular component: cytosol. Gene Ontology annotation, biological process: response to hormone. Lineage: Eukaryota; Filasterea; Ministeriida; Capsasporidae.
UCUUCAUUUUUUUUUUUUGUUUUCCUUGACAGAAUGGCGGCGGGCGAUGCGACGUCCGAUGCGCUGUCCGCUCCUUCCCAUCAUGCAGCAGCAGCCGCGGAGCCGGUCGCUGGGCCUGGCAUUGACACGGUGGACAUUUUCGCUCUGACUGUGAUCAUCCUGCUCAUCGGCCUGUUCUACAUCCGCCGCUCCAGGAACAGCACCGCCAGCACCACCCCGAACGGCACCAACACAAAGCCCAGCAUUGGCAACGGCAGCAGCAGCAGCGGCAGCGGCAGCAACGGAGCCGCGUCAUCAUCGGCUGCCAAGCCCAAGGUCGACAAGACUCUGAUUGGUCGCAUGAAACGCGCGAAUGCCAACAUGGUUGUGCUCUACGGCUCCCAGACUGGCACCGCCGAGGAUUACGCCGGUCGUCUCGCCCAGGAGGCCCGUGUGUACGGCUUUAGCGCCAUUUCCCUCGAUCUCGAAGAUAUCGAUGUGAACGACAUCGAGCGCCUCGGCGAAAUCCCCGAGUCCGUAGCCGUGUUCUGCAUGGCAACGUAUGGUGAAGGUGAUCCAACGGACAAUGCCCAAGCUUUCUACGACUACCUGAAGGAUGAGUCGCCCGAGCUCUCGGCUCUGCGCUACAUUGUCUUUGGUCUCGGAAACAAGACCUACGAGCAUUACAACGCGAUCGGCCGAUUUGUGGACGAGAAGUUGGCCGAAUUUGGCGCCUCGCGCUUGUUUGAGCACGGCGAGGGCGACGACGAUGGCAACUUGGAGGAAGACUUUAUUGCUUGGAAGGCCAAGAUGUGGCCGGCGCUGUGCAAAAAGUUCAACAAGCCCGUCCCUGAAAACGUCAACCUGGCUCCCAUUCGCCAGUACAAGGUCAAGAUUCACGAGACCUUUGCGCCCGAAAAGGUCUUUACUGGUGAGAUGCAAAAGCUCAAGGCCUACGAAAACCAACGCCCCCCGUUCGACUCGAAAAACCCCUUCCUCGCCCCCGUCCGCGUGCACCGCGAGCUUCACACUGGCGGAGACCGCUCGUGCAUGCACAUUGAGCUUGACAUUGCCGGCUCUGGCAUCAAGUACGAGGCUGGAGACCACGUUGGCGUUUUUGCGACCAACGACCCCGCUCUCGUCGAGGAGCUCGGCAAGCUGGUUGGCAACGUUGAUCUUGACAGUCUCUUCUCCCUGGAGGCCGUGGACGCCCGCUCGAGCAAGAAGAGCCCCUUCCCGUGCCCCUGCACAUUCCGCACCGCCCUUCUUCACUACGUCGACAUUUUGAGCCAGCCCCGCGCGCAUCUCCUGCGCGAGCUGGCCGAGUUCGCGUCCGAUCCCAAGGAGAAGGAGUUUUUGGAAAAGCUGACCACGGAAGAGGGCAAGAAGGAUUUCCAGGACUGGAUUCAGCACGACCAGCGCACAAUCCUUGACAUCCUGCGUGACUUGCCCUCCGUCAAGCCACCCAUGGAUUUGCUGCUCGAGUUCCUUCCUCGUCUUCAGUGCCGCUACUAUUCCAUUUCGUCAUCCCCGAAGGCACACCCGAACUCGGUCCACAUCACUGCAGUGCUCGUCAAGUACACCACCAAGCUUGAGCGUGACCGUGCUGGCAUUGCCACUUCUUGGCUGAAGCUGAAGAAAUCCGAAGCUACUCCCGACCGUGUUCCUAUCUUUAUUCGUCGCUCCACCUUCAAGCUGCCCAAGCAACACACUGCACCCAUCAUCAUGGUAGGCCCAGGCACCGGUCUCGCGCCGUUCCGUGGCUUUUUGCACGAUCGCCGCGUUGAGCGAAGCAAGCCCACAAACGCCUCGGUUGCCUUUGGCGAGACUGUGCUCUUUUUUGGAUGUCGCUCGCGUCAUCACGACUACAUUUACGAGACCGAGUUGAAAGAGAUGGUGGCGGAUUCCACGCUGUCUGAGAUGCACGUCGCUUUCUCGCGCGAUCAGAACGCCAAAGAGUACGUGACGCACCACAUGACGGCCAACAAGAAGCGAGUGUGGGACUUGGUUGCCAAGGGCGCCCACAUUUACGUGUGCGGCGAUGCGCGCAACAUGGCGCGCAACGUUCACCAAAUUUUGCUCGAAGCCGUGAUGGAGGGCAAGAGCUGCGAUGCCACCGAGGCCGCCAACUUUAUCAAGAAGCUCCAAGCCGAGGGCCGUUAUUCACAGGAUGUGUGGACGUAAUGAUGGGUGUCUUUGGCUUUUUGUGGUGUUUCUGUCGUUUUUUUUCUUUUCUUUUUCUUUUCAUGUUUCUGUCCUCGUUUUCCUCCUCUCAUUUCUUGAACAAUAUAGACAAAAUGUAUCGAACACUCAUUCAUCC